AUGCCUCUGCCCGGCUCGGGCGUCCAAACCGGCGAUCUCACCUACUACACGCCGGCACAAGGCGCGUGUGGCUUCACCAAUGAUGAGAACGACAUGGUCGUCGCCAUUGCGCACAAGCUUUUUGACGCGGCAGGCAAUGGCGAUGCCAAUCCGAACAACAACCCUCUGUGCGGGCGCAAAAUCCGCGUCGAGCGCGACUUUGUCGAGACCAAUGCCGGACGGCGCAGUGUAGACGUGACCGUCGUGGACCGCUGCACCGGCUGUGAGCCGACGGAUUUGGAUUUGAGUCCUGCGGUCACAGUGCACUUUUCCCGCUUUGAAGUGACGCGCAUCUCUCUGGACCCAUCGGCCCUGUCACAAUUCGAGACGAACGGGCCGAUACUUUCGGCAGCGCGCCUGCUCGCGGAUGCACACGUCGACGUGAUCGGCUGGUCAGGCACAUCCGGGGGCUGGCUGGGCUUUGACGAGGACGAGCGUCUCUGCGCCGCCAUCACCGCUGCGACUGGCAUCCCCGCGACCACGUCCACACUUGCGCUGAACCAUGCGCUAGACCUCCUCAGCGCAAAGAGUUUUGCUCUUGUCACGCCAUACCUGGAUGACGUACAGGAGCGCAUUCUAGCCACGUACGAUGCAGCUGGCUACAAGGUGGUGGCCGAGAGCCAUCUUCGGCGAUCAGAGAAUGUGAAGUUUGCAGAGAUUGAUGAGGACAUGCUAGAUGGCCAGGUGGCUGACGUGAUCGCGAAGGGAGAGGGGAAGGUGCAGGCUAUCUCGACAUUUUGCACUAAUCUGAGGGCUGCGCACAGGGUAGAGAAGUGGGAGACUGAGUACGGCGUGCCGGUGCUCGACACAGUAGCUACGGUAGUCUGGGAAAUGCUCCGAAUGAAAGGAGUAGACACAAGAGCGAUCAAGCGAUGGGGUAAGAUUUUCGAGCUAUGA
Molecule: messenger RNA, 936 nt
Organism: Phaeoacremonium minimum UCRPA7
Lineage: Eukaryota; Fungi; Ascomycota; Sordariomycetes; Togniniales; Togniniaceae
Product: putative asp glu hydantoin racemase protein
Exons: 2
Coding region: 1-936 (311 amino acids)
Source: RefSeq, a predicted model, not a curated record